CCAGACUCUUUCAUUUCGUGUUUGCAGACGCUCAACCGACUGUGCAAUGGUUUGGUUGGCUAUAUUUUGGCACCCUGUUUGGGCCGUUUUCACGGCGGUGCUGGCGGUCGUUGUGCGCAUACAGCGCAGAGGUCCCUGGGAUCCACAAGCCUGCUCCGUGCGCCUGAAGGGGAAGACCGCAAUAGUGACAGGAGCCAAUACAGGGAUCGGGAAGUUCAUUGCCUUGGACUUAGCACGUCGGGGGGCUCGUGUUAUUCUGGCCUGUCGAAGCGAAGCCCGGGGGACAGCAGCACUUAAAGAAAUCAGGGAGAAGACAGGGAACUCUGACAUCCACCUGCGUCUGGUGGACCUGUCUUCUCUGGACUCUGUCAGGGAAUUUGCCAAGGGGAUUCUCACAGAGGAGAAAGCUCUCCACAUCCUCGUCAACAAUGCUGGAGUAUCAGGUUUACCCAGGCAGAUAACCAAGGAUGGGUUUGAGUCUUCUUUUGCCACCAACCACCUGGGACCAUUUCUCCUCACCAACCUGCUGCUGGACCUGAUGAAGAGUUCAGCUCCAUCGCGUAUUGUCACCCUUGCCUCAGUCAACCAUAAGAAGGGUGUAGUGGACUUUUCUCAUUUUCAUGGCGAGAACCUCACUUAUCACAUGGAUUCUGUCUACAACCACACGAAGCUGCACAAUGUCAUCUGUACGAAGGAGCUAGCACGCAGGCUAGAAGGGACAGGUGUCACGGCAAACUCUGUCCACCCUGGUAUUGUCAUCACAGAAGUGUUGAGACACUAUCCAUUGAUGAUUCGUUUUAUUUUCAACCUGGUUGGAUUUUUCUUUUUCAAGUCUUCAGAGGAGGGUGCAACCAGCUCAAUCUACUGUGCAGUAGCAGAGGAAAUGGAGGGAAUAACUGGGAAGUAUUGUGACAGCGACUGCCAUUUGGUCCUCCCCGCCCCUUUAGCUCGAGACGCUGCCCUGGCGGUCAAGGACUUUGAGAUCAGCGAGAGGCUGACAUCUAAGCUCUGAAACAACUAUCAGGACAAUUGAGGCCUGAUAACAGAAAAGGGGUCAAAUUCCACCCUCUUGCUGCACUUCUUAAGGGAACAGGUCUGACAUAAUGUGUCUUUAAAAUGAUCAGGCGACGUUUCUGAAUGCACAAAUGAAUAAUGUCUUAUUUGAAAAGCUUUAAUCACUUGCUCAGCAAUCAAUGUUCUGUGAGUAAUUUUCGUUCAUGAAAAUGGUGAAUGUUUGUUCUUUCAUAGAAAGAAAUGUGACUUUUAUUCAGGUAUGUGAAUCACUGGGUUUCCUGAGACAUGCUGACACCAUGUGGCCAACUCAUGCUUCUUCAGAAAUGACAACAGAGGUUCUAAUAUUAGACACAAUCACUUCCCUUUAUUGACUUAAUCUUUAACACACAAUAAAACAUUUGAGCAUU
Messenger RNA from Anarrhichthys ocellatus (wolf-eel), 1421 nucleotides. RefSeq names its product retinol dehydrogenase 11. Bases 47 to 1012 code for a protein of 321 amino acids. The transcript is spliced from 6 exons. The record is from RefSeq and is a predicted model, not a curated record. Lineage: Eukaryota; Metazoa; Chordata; Actinopteri; Perciformes; Anarhichadidae.